This is a messenger RNA of Penicillium maclennaniae, 2013 nucleotides long. RefSeq names its product fungal specific transcription factor domain-containing protein. Gene Ontology annotation, molecular function: DNA binding; zinc ion binding. The coding region runs from base 1 to 2013 and encodes 670 amino acids. Gene Ontology annotation, biological process: DNA-templated transcription. The record is from RefSeq and is a predicted model, not a curated record. Lineage: Eukaryota; Fungi; Ascomycota; Eurotiomycetes; Eurotiales; Aspergillaceae. The transcript is spliced from 4 exons.
AUGAUAUUCAAGCUCCCGUGCGGCUUUGACAACAGUGGGACAACAUCUAGGCGGACCAAUAGGGCAUAUGUGGAGGAACUGGAGCAACGCGUCAAAUUCAUGGACGAUCAAUUGCAGCGGCUGAGCCGGGGAGAAAAAUUUCCUCGACAAAGUGUUCAGGACUUUCAGUCUCCUGGCACAGGUCCACUUAGAGACACCGAAAUUAAUAAUUCUGAACCUGGUGAAGAUGAGACUAAUCUUGUGUAUGCUCAGCCGCCUGAUGAUGAAGCUUCCCAGGCAGGCCAGGACACUUCCGACCAGCCAUCUUAUGUUCUUCGAGCGCGGGACGGGAAAAUGCGCUUCUUCGGAGCGUCUUCUGGAUUUGGUGUGCCUUGUUCUCAAGAAGUAAACCGAUCGGAAGCGAAACACCCAAGGCUCGGCUGGGUACACGCGGCCCGACGCAGUGCUAUACAAUGGCCGUUGACGAACUGGGUUCCUCGAAUUCUCCAGAAUGCUUAUGAACAGCGUAUAACUCAGGCCUUACCAUCAAAGGAAGCUACACUGAGCCUGGUGGCUUUCUUUCUUGAUAACUUCAAUCGCACGAUUCCGCUAGUCGACGAUACAUCUCUCAUGCGCCUGGUAGAGAGGCACUUUUCUUGGAAUCCAGAUGAGAGUCCUUCAUCAUGGGUCUUGCUCAACGUCGUGCUCGCAUUGUCUUACAGAGAGAGGGCACAAGCAUCAUCUGACGCGAGCACCGAUCUACAGAAGUCACUGGGUCAUAUCAAAAACGCCUUGAACGUGCUCGUAGACCUUUUCUUGCGUAAUGCAGAUCUACUUGCUGUACAAGGACUACUAGGGCUGGCUCUUUACUUUCAGGGGACUCCUAAUGCACAAGCCCUGUUUAUGCUCGCAGCAUCAGCAAUGCGGCUGUCGCACUCCAUUGGACUGCACAGAAACACGACCUCUGGCUUCACCAAAGCCGAGAUUGAAGAACGAAGAAGAGUAUUCUGGAUUUCAUUCAUUCUGGAUGCUGAUAUUUCCCUCCGAGUUGGACGCCCACCAGUUCAGGACAUGGAGGACUACAACACACCAUUGCCAUCCGAGUCACCUCACGAUGGUAAAGGUAUCAUCUCCAUCAACGGGACCAGAAUGAACUUCUUUCGCGCGUGGGCUCAGUUUGCAACAGUGCAAAGGCUUGUAUAUCGUCAUCUUCAAACCGUGGCUGUUACCCAGCAACCCAAAGAGAUAGCCUUCAAAUCGGCCAAGGCCUGCGAAGACGCCCUUUUGCUAUGGAGAAGCUCAAUUCCCGAUCUUUUCCGACCGAAGAAUAUAUUUGCUUCAGAACCCUUUCAUUCUAGGCAACAUCUCUUUCGACUGAACCUUGCAUACCAUUGUUGCUACGCAAAUCUCCGCCAAUUAUCUUUGGUUACUUCUUCCGCUAACGCAUCUGGUGACAGUCAGUCAGAGGUUGACAAGGAGAUAGUAGCGCUUCGCUUACGCUGUAUUGAUUCGGCCCGCUCUGCGCUGGCUUUGCUGCCAUAUGUUCGCCUGCUGGGAUUGAAUUACAAGUGGAACGUGCUGUAUUUCUUCGCCACCGCAUCUGUGGCAUUGACAUCUGAAAUACGCCUCAAUUCUACCCAUCACAAUUCCAAUCAUGAUCUUUCCAUGGCUCAUGAAGUCACAUCAUUCCUCAAAGAUGUUUCAUCCGGAGAACCAGGCACGUUUGUCGAUUUUAUUCUGAGCGUGUGUUCCGAUCUAGAGAGCUCUGCCAGGCGCGCCAUCCACCAAACACGGAGCGAUGGUCUCAGAUCGGCUACUGGUGUCCAUAGAAAUGUCUCUAGCCCAGAUACCGGGCUGUCUGAACAGCAAUUGCCUACUGACCACGGUGAUAAUACCAUUUUGCACAACGAAGUUGACCUUCUCACUGACAUUGAUCCGGAUGCUGUUAACACGCAAUGGUCAAUUCCUCCAUUUUGGAAUUGGCAGGAUAUUUUUAUUGGCCUGCCUGUCUCUCCCGAAACGAACAGAGGAUGA